GCAAGACUAACGGAUCAUUUGCAGGAUCAUACCUCGGCUCAUGUUCUCCCAUGCCUACUCAUGCCUCCUACCUAUGCUCCUCCAUCAUUCCUCAUCAUUUUAUCCUUCCCUUUUAUCCUUCUAGCCAUGGAGAAUGCAUCUCUCCAAGCCAGCAGCCUCUCAGAGCAGGAGGAGGAAGAAGACACCCUGUGGGAGAAGAUUGAGAGUGCCCGACACCAGCUGACCCGCUCCCUGAACCCCGCCAAGCUCACCCCGUACCUGCGCCAGUGCCGCGUCAUAGACGAGCAGGAUGAGGAGGAGGUGCUCAACUCGUGCCGAUUCCCCUGCAAGAGCAACCAGACAGGUUACCUGAUGGACAUCCUUCGGCGCCGUGGGAAGCGAGGCUACGAAGCCUUCCUGGAAUCCUUGGAGUUUUACUACCCUGAGCACUACACACGGCUCACGGGGAGGGAACCAGCCCAGCGCUGCUCUAUGAUCCUGGAUGAAGAAGGCCCUGAGGGGCUCACUCAGUUCCUGAUGAUGGAGGUGAAGAAGGUGAGGGCUCAACGGAAAGAGCACCUGCUGAAGGAACACCAGCUCCAGGUGAAAAACCAGGCUUUGGAGCAAGAACAGCUCAGGCUGGAGCAGCAGCUGAAGGAGCUCCUGAAGGUGCAGGAACGUUGCCAGCGGCUGAGAGAGGAGUGGGACUCCAACAGCGUGGAGCUGCUGAGGCUGAAGGACGAGAACUACAUGAUGGCCAUGCGCUAUGCGCAGCUCUGCGAGGAGAAGAACGUGGCCGUGCUGCGGAGCAGGGACCUGCAGCUGCUGGUGGACCAGCUGAAAUGCAAAGUCUCCAGCCUGGAAGAGGAGUGCGGCCUGCUGCGGAAACAGGCGUCAGCGCCGCCCCAGCGAGAGGCGGAGGAGCGGGGCCACCCUGACACCGUGUCUGAGCUGUGGGCUGAGAACCAGCGGCUCACAGCAUCGCUGCAGGAGCUGCAGGGCAUGUUGCAGAAACCCGGCGAGACCGCAGUUCCAGGCUCUGAGCAGAUCCUCCUGGACAUCCUGGAGCAUGACUGGAAGGAAGCCCAAGACGACCGGCAGGAUCUCUGUCAGAAACUCAACUCCCUGCAGAAUGAGCUGCAGUGGGCCGAAGAGCUGAGGGAUAAGUACCUCCAGGAGGUGGAAGAUCUGCAGCUGAAGUACCGGACGCUGCAGAAGGACUGUGAUCUCUACAAGCAUCGUAUGAACACAGUGCUGCUGCAGCUGGAGGAGAUCGAAAAAGAGCGGGACCAGGCCAUCCAGAGCCGCGAUGGGGUGCAGCUGCAGUACUCCCAGAGCCUGAUUGAGAAGGACCACUACCGCAAACGUGUGCGGGCUCUGGAGGAGGAGAGGGAUGAGCUCCUAAGCAAGCUGAGCCAGGCAGAAGGGCUGAACAGCACGCUGCAGGCACAGCUGCAGCGGUGCCAAGGCGGCCGCAGCCUCAGCAAGAUGUGCAGCUCUUCCUACUCCCUCUGCUCCAACCUCAGCAGCACCUGGAGCCUCAUAGACAACCCUACGAAUGGACUCAUGGAUACUCUGGGGACUUCUGUCACCCCAUUCCCAGGGGAUUCAGCCAUCCAGAGCAUGGAUGGGACUCCCGACAGUGAGAAGGAUAUCAACCGCCUUUCCACCUUCCCCUUCCCUCCCUGCAUCGGCUCCAUCCUCCGUCGGCAGCGGGAAGAGAGGUGCAUGCCCUACAAAAGCUUGUCCUGUGGCUCCUUUAGCAGCAUUGAAGAUGCAACAGGCAGCAGUUUUCCUGGCACCUUGCUGGGGGCCUUCUCCUCUUCUUCCAGCAGCACCUACACCAGGGUGAAGUCGGAGAUCUGCUUGUCCACGCUUUCCAGCCGCAAGGAGGUGACCAGGAGGUCACUGGUGGUACAGCUCACUAGUGUGGGUCAUCCUAGCAAGCCCUCACCACAGGAGAAGAGGCUUGGAGCAGACAUCUCCAUCCUUGGGGGGAACAGGACAGGAAUUUAUGUCCAGUGGGUCAAGCCAGGCUCACGGGUUGAAAAAGCAGGACUCAGGGAAGGGUGCCGGCUCAUUGAGUUGAGGGUGCCAUUGCUGAAGGAAGAGGUGCUUUCCCUGGAGAACUGCACGCGGGAGGUUGCCUACCUGAGCCUGCUUCACUGGGAUGAGCCAUCCAGUCUCAUCUUUCAGCUUGAUCUAGAAGGAUACCGGCCUCUGCGGGCAGCCCUGGAAGAAGGCAAGAAGUUUUCUGGAGACUCGUUCUACGUCCGCUCCAACGUGUCCCUGCUGGAGCCGUCGGACCCUUACGCGCUGUGCGUGAAGUGCCGGGAGAUCCUGCACGUCACCGACACCAUGCACAAAGGGCGGCUGGAGUGGUACUGCUCCCGCGUCGAUCCCCUGACCAUGCGGGACCUGGACAAGGGCACGGUGCCCAACUACAGCAGGGCUCAUCAGCUUUUGAAGAUCCAGGAGAAGCGCCAGAUGCCCGGGCAGCAGAGAGGCCCCAGAAAUACUCUAAAGAAAAGGGCCUUGGGCCAGCUGCGCUUGGUGAAAUCCAAACCACAGAGGAGCCCAGAACAGCGCCCCCAGCAGCUGUGGCUGGACCCCUGCUCAGACCCUGACACAAACCUGAAGCCUUACAGCCUGGUACGCCCUGUGGUGGUCAAGAUGCCCCGUCCUGUGGUGCUGUCCCCAAGCUGCAUUGCACCACGGCUCAUCAGGAACCUGCUGGACCUGCCCACCUCUCGCCUGGACUUCCAUGUGUGCCCAGCAGACAAGCUGGCAGGAGGGGAUCCCAGUGCAAUCCAUGCUCAGGAGCACCCUGUGUCUAGAACUGCCCCCCAGGACCAGAGGGAGAGUGGACGAAUCCAAAUGAUCCGGGAGGCAAUGGAGAAGAAUAAACACUGCCUGCUAGAGCUGGGAGUUGAGGGUGUGAGGGAUCUAAUUAAAAGUGAAAUAUACCCCAUUGUUAUCCAUGUCGAGGUCACUGAGAAGAACGUCAGAGGGCUCAGGAGCUUGCUGGGGAAGGCAGGCCAGCGGGACUCGGAGGUGCUGAAGGUGUGCCGCGGUGUGGAGCGGGCUCUCCACGCCCUGCCGUGCUCCUGGGCCCGAGUGGAGCCCCACGCCUGGAGCCACGCCGAGGAGCUGCCCAAGGUGGUUCGUGGAUGCAUCUUCCAGGAGCAAACCCGCCCGCUGUGGAUUGAGGAGGGCGAUGACUGAGCGGGAGUGGUGGGGGGGUAGCCACCUACUGUCCCCAAGAGCUGCUCUCAGAGGUCCCUGCCUUCCCAAGCCCCUCCAGGUAGAGUGUUUUUCCUCCCUGAGGGGAGGCUGGUAGCUAAGGCCCCCCAGGGUAGCCUUUCUUGUCCCCUUGAUGGCCAGCAAUAGCCAGGAAGUAACAGACAGUGCCUCCCCUGUCUGAGCUUUCUGUAUUCCACUGGAAAGAUGUCUUGCACCAUCGUGGUGGAAACCACCCCUGUGGGCUGUUCCUUGGCACCGUGGGCUGCCCUUGUGUGUGGUCAGAUUGACGGACAGGGAACGUAGGGAGGGAACUGUGUGGGGUCAGGCUGCCUAGGAGCAUUUCUCACACACACUGGAAGCUCUUCUCCCGUCACCACCAUCUCCCCUGCCCGGUGGCACUGUGUGCUCCGGGUCCUCUCUUCCCAUCUACCUCACCUGUGUGCCCCACAGGGCACAUGGCUCAUCCUCCUGUGACCCACUGCGGCUGGAGUGACACUAAGGUUGCAACAAACCCUCGUUUCAUAGGAGCUGUACUCUUUAUUGCUUGUAAAUUAUUAAUGGAGCCUUUCCCUGGCAAACUGCCCGUAAAGGAGAAUUAAAUACCAUUCAUAAUGGGAAUAGGUGGCAGGCUGUGGGCUUGUGUGUUACUGGGAAGGCAUGGGUGAUGCACAAUGGGAUCUUUUGCUCCUCCUUGAGGUGAGACCCAACUGCCCAGCCCUCCAGGGGAAGGAGGGAGCACUGCCGUUGCUGUUGUAGGGCAGUGAGAAGUGUGGGGAGGGGACAGGCUAAGUGUGCCACAGACUCUGUCCCCUCCCUUUUCUACCUGGCCCCUGGUUUUCAGCCCCUUGCCUCUCCCCACCACUGAUGUUGGUCAGGGUGCUUUAGGAAAGUAAGGG
Messenger RNA from Parus major (Great Tit), 4118 nucleotides. RefSeq names its product caspase recruitment domain family member 10 (gene CARD10). The coding region runs from base 61 to 3204 and encodes 1047 amino acids. NCBI's taxonomy places the organism in Eukaryota, Metazoa, Chordata, Aves, Passeriformes, Paridae. The record is from RefSeq and is a predicted model, not a curated record. Gene Ontology annotation, biological process: regulation of apoptotic process. The transcript has 20 exons. Gene Ontology annotation, molecular function: protein binding.